Messenger RNA from Anguilla anguilla (European eel), 3782 nucleotides. Its product is annotated as protein Wnt-10a-like. Lineage: Eukaryota; Metazoa; Chordata; Actinopteri; Anguilliformes; Anguillidae. Gene Ontology annotation, molecular function: cytokine activity; frizzled binding. The coding region runs from base 247 to 1671 and encodes 474 amino acids. Gene Ontology annotation, cellular component: extracellular region. The record is from RefSeq and is a predicted model, not a curated record. Gene Ontology annotation, biological process: neuron differentiation; canonical Wnt signaling pathway; cell fate commitment. The transcript is spliced from 4 exons.
CUGUAGGGUGUUGCUGUACUAUACGGUCUGCUGCUUUCGGAUCAACUCCAAACCAAAUAUCGCUUUAUAGCCGUAGAGUAAAGAAGUGAGUUUUCAUUCAUUCCGUCUUCAAAGUAAUUAUACUUCUGAAGUAUAAUUCUGAAGCAUUAUGCUUUACGCCACCAAUGUUAGAUGCUAAGUUGGUUUAUGUUAUUCCAGGUAUAAAUGCAUAAUCAAGUUGACUGAAUAACACAUGUCCUCUAACACAUGUUGCCUGGAAUUUAUAAUUACAAGGGGAACGUUUUCUUCAAUAAAGUUAAAGGACAUUUACGGAGAGAUUCCAUUCCUUCAGCUCUUCAAAGGCAUCGAAAGUGCGGUGAAAACAAAACAAGACGAAACAAACUAAAAACGAUGGGAUUCUUAUUAGAAAUGUUUUACCGAUUCUUGAUGGUUGUGACCCUGCUCGUACAACGGGUAGACUCCAAUGAGAUCUUAGGACUGAAGAUCCCCUUUGAUCCCAUUCUCAAUGCCAACACCGUGUGCUUGACCCUGCCUGGCCUAACCCGCCGACAGCUGGAGGUGUGCAUGCGGAACCCAGAUGUCACCGCAUCCGCCAUCCAAGGCAUCCAGAUCGCCAUUUACGAAUGUCAGCACCAGUUCCGAGGACACCGAUGGAACUGUUCCAGCCUGGAGACCAGGAACAAGAUCCCGUAUGAAAGUGCGGUCUUCAGCCGAGGCUUCAGAGAGAGCGCGUUCGCAUACGCCAUUGCGGCGGCGGGCGUGGUCCACGCCGUCUCUAACGCCUGCGCCAUGGGGAAGCUGAAGGCCUGUGGCUGUGACGAGAAGAGGCGCGGGGACGAGGAGGCCUUCAGGAUCAAGCUGAACCGCCUGCAGCUCGAGGCUUUCCAUCGGGGGAAAGGCAUGGUGCACGGCGUGAUGGACCACUUCCCGGCUGAUGCCCUUGGACCCCAGGACUCCUGGGAGUGGGGAGGCUGCAGCCCUGAUGUGGAUUUUGGGGAGAAGUUCUCACGGGACUUCCUCGACUCCCGCGAGACAUACAAGGAUAUUCACUCCAGGAUGAGGCUCCAUAACAACAGAGUUGGCAGGCAGGUGGUGGUGGAGCACAUGAAGCGCAAGUGUAAAUGCCACGGCGCAUCGGGUAGCUGCCAGCUGAAGACCUGCUGGCAGGUGACGCCGGAGUUCCGGGCCGUGGGUUCCCUGCUGAAGGAGCGCUUCCACAUCGCCACCCUCAUCAAGGCUCACAACAGGAACACAGGCCAGGUGGAACACGCCAACAGUCACAGCAACAGUCACUCCAACAGUCACUCCAACAGUCACAGCAACAGCCACUCCAACAGUCACAGCAACAGUCACUCCAACAGUCACAGCAACAGCCACAGCCAGAGCCACGCACCACACCGGCGCAGGCCCAACCUCAACGAGCUGGUCUACUUUGAGAAGUCGCCCGACUUCUGCGAGAGGGAGCUGGGCUCGGAUUCGGCGGGGACGCAGGGGCGGAUCUGUAACAAGACCAGCCCCGGGAUGGACAACUGCGAAAGCCUCUGCUGCGGCCGGGGCCACAACAUCCUGCAGCAGACCCGCAGUGAACGAUGCAACUGCAAGUUUCACUGGUGCUGCUACGUCGUAUGCGAGGAGUGCAGGAUAACCGAGUGGGUCAGCGUUUGCAAAUGACACAAACAAACGUAUGAAUAAGAAACCAAGUACUUGACUGACUUUGAGCAGGGGAAGACUGCAAGAUUCCGAUCCGCAAUGGACUGUUUGAGCUCUGUUAGAUAAAUGGGAGCAUGGAAAUGGAAGAUUGGAACUGUGUGGUGCCAUAGGAGCAAAAUAUGACAAAAGCCUGUCGCCAUAGUUUGGUGUUGUGUAUUUUUGCGUCUGCACCACAUUUUAUUGAGAAAGUAUUUUUGAGUGAAAUAAUUUAAUAGCAGGCUUUAAUUUAGCAAGAACUGAGCACUUGCUAGUAUUUAAAUAGGUUAUAUUAAUGAUGCAAUGAUUAUAUUGAUUAUAUUGUUCUAAACAUGAGCAUUGUUAUGAAAGAACUGCAUGGGAUUCUGAUAUUUUUGAAAGAAAUUAAACUGGACUACUAUAUGGUCUGGUAUCUAGAACAUGCCAGUGCCAGAUAGCAAACGUUCAGGCCACAAUGUAAUUAACCACAGUGCUGCUGAGGGAAGAGAGGGAUUGUCCAUGUCUCAUCACUCACCAGUGGCCCGUUCUGGUCAAUUGGGUGCCUACAGUCUGCACAAGCUGUUCAUUAUGUGUCCUCCUCUGACUCAUUGUUAAAUGAGUUUGACUGAUUAACUGAGACUGUUGUGAAACGAAGAAGCAGUUUAUCUUAUGGUUUGGAGGAGAAUGUUUGCUUGUCGAUUGUCUUACAGUUGGUACAGAGAUGGUUUCAGUGAUGAGCAUGAAAACAUAAAUAAAACUGAGCUUUCCAAACUGGGCAAAACAGUAUUAAUAUAUAUAUAUAUAUUUUAAACUGAAUAACUAGCAGGUGAGAAAAAACAAUGGUACUUCAUCUUACCCUCCUUGUUUUGACACUGUUGCUACAGUAGACUGUCAGUGUAAAACACUAGUUAUUCUGUAGAUAAUGGAUGUUUAAAAAUGCACUGCCAUUGUUCACAUAUGCUUGGAUUCCAUUAAAUCACAUUGCAGGUUGUGAAUAAUACCUUAAUUUUUAUUUUUUAUAUUUUUUACAAUCCAGAAGUCACUAAUACAAGUAUAGCUGCAGUUUAUGGGAAACGUAAUGCUUUCCAAAAUAAAUUAGCAACAAAUGACAGUGUAGUAGUACUGGGUUGGUUUCUAGAACAUGUGGGUUUUACAUUCAAGUUUUCAAUGUUCUUGUACUCCAUAAGAAAUUUGUAUUGACCUGUAUGGAAAUGAAAAACAUGGAAGGUCUGAGCUCAAAUGUGUUGUCAGGCGGUUUGAUAGUUAGAACACUAGUGCAGUUUAUUAUUAAUGUAUACAUCUAUUUAAGGUUUGAUGAAUUAUGUGUUAUUUUAUUUUUGUAAAUAACUUAAUAUGUGUAUACAUAAGAAAAAUAAAUAAAUAAAUAAGAAAGAAUGACAGGGGUUGAGGGUGAAAAAUAAAAUGGCAAAAUAUUUAUUUUAUGUGAAAAAUAAAAGGUGGGGAGAAUUGUUUUCAGACAAAUUAGUCUGUUAUGUUGUGAUAACUCAAAAUAUACUUGUAGUAACUGAGUCUUCAUUUCAUUGUUUAUAUGGUUUCUUAAAAUCAUCCCAUGAUCUAUUCUCAACUUCUCAGACUCAGUUUCCCAUUAAGGCAAUAACUGUGUUUCUAAUGGAGGGUUCCAUUUUAGUCUCAUUUCCAUUUAAACUCAAUUCCAUUUAAACGGAGAGUUGAAUUUCCAAUUACAGCGAGGGAUGCAUUUUUUCCAUUUAAAGCAAAUGCUUUUAAAUUGCUUGCUUUUAAAUUCAGUUCCAUACAAAGCAAAGAAUUUCAGAGCAGCUCCACUUAAAACAAGAAUAACAAUUAAUCUCAGUUUCAUUUCGUGCAAGGACACAUUUAAAGUCAGAGGUUUGAAAGGAAUUCAAGUGAGGAUGGUUACAUUUUAUUAUAAUUACAUUAAAUUAUUUGAUUUGCAAAAACUGAUUAGAAUAAUAAUGUUCAAAUCUCAGUUACUGAAGAUAUAUUUUUAAGAAAUAGUAUAAUUGGUAAUGACUCAACCACUUACACAUUUCCUGCAUGUCAUCCUUGUGAUUGUUGUUAUUUUUGUUGAGUAUCCAAAAGAAAAUAUUGAUGUCAUGAAUGUCAGCUCUGUGCAAGCU